Styela clava is the source of this 2705-nucleotide messenger RNA. RefSeq names its product hyaluronidase-1-like. NCBI's taxonomy places the organism in Eukaryota, Metazoa, Chordata, Ascidiacea, Stolidobranchia, Styelidae. Gene Ontology annotation, biological process: carbohydrate metabolic process; hyaluronan catabolic process. Gene Ontology annotation, molecular function: hyalurononglucosaminidase activity. The record is from RefSeq and is a predicted model, not a curated record.
GUUAAUUGAAAACACACUCUGUAAAUUAGCCUAUUUUGUAUUUCAUUUAAUGCUAAUUGUCAUUUUCUAUAGGCUACAUUCUCUUUGAUCAAGCUGUAAACAUGCAUUCUGUGUUGGGUUUACUCAGCAUAUUUGCUUGUUCUUUAAUUCAUUGUAAUAGGAUUGCAAUAAAGCAAAAUAUUUUGAGUCCUCCAUUGACCAACAAGCCAUUUGUCGUCACGUGGAAUGUUGCUAGUGAACAAUGCGAAGAAAUAUAUGGUGUUCCUCUCGACUUGAGUGAUUUUGACAUUGUUCAUAAUCCAGAUAAAAGUUGGAGAGGUACCACAUUGACCAUAUUUUAUGCAGACCAACUUGGAUUAUUUCCAUACUAUGAUUCUGAGGGGAAUGCCGUUAAUGGAGGUCUUCCACAGCUUGCAGACUUAUAUGCACAUUUGAAAAAAGCAGCAGAGGAUAUAGUAUCAUCAAUACCUGAACAUGAUUUCCAAGGAUUGGCGGUUAUUGAUUGGGAAGCAUGGCGACCACUUUGGGUCCUUGAGGGAUGGGGUGCAGGCUUGAUAUAUCAGAAUAAAUCAGUUGAAAAAGUUCAGAAGGAUCAUCCAGAUUGGACUCGAGAUAAAAUCUUAGCGCAAGCCAAACUGGAAUACGAAUCUGGAACUAAAUCGAUAAUGGAGUUCACUCUGGCUUUGGGAAAAUUGUUGAGGCCAAAAGCUCUGUGGGGAUUUUAUUUAUACCCUGAUUGCGCCAACUAUAAUAAAAAUGGAACGAAAGACAGUUUCAAAUGUACCGAUCAAGUUCUCAAGCGUAAUGACCAGAUUCAGUGGGUAUUCGAUGACAGCAAUGCACUAUAUCCAUCUGUGUAUUUAGGUGAAUGGUUCAGUAAUCACACAUCUGCUAUAUAUUAUGUCGCUUAUCGAAUAUUAGAAGCAAUGAGAGUUGAUUCCGAUAGGCCCAGUGAUUUCAGUAUUCCUGUCUUUGCAUACCAUUUAUUGACUUACAGGAAAGUACCAGAGUUUGUCAGCUUAUUUGAUCUGAGAGAUUCUAUAGGUGUCGCAUCUUUGCUUGGAUCAUCGGGGAUGGUUAUUUGGGCAGAUCACAAUGUUGCCAAUUCUGUAGAGAGGUGUCAAAAUUUGUCCAAUUAUAUUUCUACAACAUUGGGACCAUACGUCAAAGCAACAUCGGAUGCUGCUACAUUGUGCAGUUAUGAUUACUGUAGUGGGCAUGGGCGUUGUGUAUUGUCUCAUUUUCCUGAUGCAAACAGCUUGAAGUCAUCGUAUCUGACAGUUGCUGAAGCUACUGAUGAGAUUCUCAGAAUUAAAGAGUUUGGUGGUAAAGUCAUCGAUUUGCUUAGAGUUGGUAGUGCGUCUUCUAAGUAUUCAACCAUUUGUCAGUGCUACAAUGGCUGGACUGGAAAAUCCUGCCAGAAUUUAAAGUUGUAAAAACCAUUUGUUUAUGAAUAGUAUGUCAUAUUGUUAACAUUGUCAUUUUUUGCAGUAUCAAUUUUAGACUAUGCGUACUAAAACGUGCAAUCUUCAGUGAUUCUUUUUUUGGAGUUGGGAUUUUCUGUAGAAUUCUGUCGUGCAAAUUUGAUGGUCGCUGGCAUAGUUUCUAACUUGCAAAACCAGUUAUUACUAGCAGGUAAUUCUGAUUUAAGCUGUAUUUGUAAUUCACACAGUCCUUCUAUGGAGGUUUUAACUUGAGUAGACUGACAUCUUCUUGUUUGAAAGCCCGGUGACCUGAGAAUUGGAUUUAUCUGAAAAUAUUCCACACGAUUCAUUGAAAUUGUUCAACUCAAUGCACUUUAUUUUGCAUUGCUCUGGUUCAGUGAAAUCAUUGUUUUGUAAUGUCUUACUUUUCCUUGAACUAAUGUUAAGGAUUUGUUCCAAAAUUUAGUUUGGUAUAUCAUGAAGAUUCAACUUACUGUGAAGUUACUGAUAUUUUUAUAAUUCAUAUUGUAAUAAUUUGAUAAAUACUUGCCAAUUACUUCCUUUAAAAUGCAGCAGAAAUGUCAAUCCUUUUGAAUUUAUUAUAUUGUGUCCUCAAUUAAACAUUCAGUACUAUAUUGCCUAUUCCAUACUAUUAUUUGUAGCUAUCACAGAAUCUAGUCCAUUUAUCAUCCAUUAUAUUAUUUUUUUUCUAAAUCUUUACAAUGGUAAAUAAUAUUGCCAAUUUUGUCAUUUUUUUUUCGUUAACCUUCAAAAAUUGGUAUUUCUAUUUUCUCUUUGCUUUAUUUUCGAUCUGUGUUUAUGCGAGUUUAAAGAUCGUCAUAAAUCAAUAUGAAUGUUUGCAAUCCAGGUAUUGAUUAGGUUUGUUUUUUAUUUUCUUGAUCAGUGAUUGUUGCAAUUUUUCCAAUUUCCAAUCCUCCAUCCAGUCGAGAUGAUUGAUGAAUUUUAUCUUUCUUGUUAGUCAAUUUGUUUGAAAGAACAGUUUAGCUGCUUUUAAUCACUAAAAUUUCAAUUCAUGUAACAUGUGGAUUCAAUGUAUUGGCCAUGCAAACGCCAUUGGUUUUUAUCAGUGCUGGCCGUCACCCGUUUUGAAAUAUCCAAGUGAAUCGAAUCAUCUGAACAGAAUGAUUCUGACUAAUCUUCAGAGAUAUUUGUCUUGUAACCGAAAGAAAAUUUCAUGUUAGUCCUAGUAACAGAAAUCAAUUUGUUGGAAUACGAUUCAUCACGUCGAUUAAGGUUGUAAUUAAAAUUCGCUAACAUUAA